Molecule: messenger RNA, 393 nt
Organism: Helobdella robusta
Lineage: Eukaryota; Metazoa; Annelida; Clitellata; Rhynchobdellida; Glossiphoniidae
Exons: 1
Coding region: 1-393 (130 amino acids)
Source: RefSeq, a predicted model, not a curated record
AUGCGCCAGGAAUUUUGUGGGCGGACGUCGUGUCAUCAUCCACUCUGGACGAAGCGGCACAACAAACGUCCACGUUUGAACGUCUCAUUGGAGGCCAACAACAACGGGGGAACCACUUCAAUCAACAACAACGAAAACACGGCAAACAUCAAAACAUCUAAAAAACCAACAAAAGUUAUUGGCAAAAAAGUUGUUGAAGAUUGUAAAUUGAGGGCAGACACAAAUUUAAUUAAAAAAUCUGUGUUCUCAAUGAGCAACAUUAGUAAAUGCCAUCGAAGAGAUGUUGUUGAAUUUUUGACGUCAAAUGGAAUCAAUGUCAUCACAUGUUAUCCUGUUUUGAAAAAAACAGAAAUAUCGUCGGAUAAAAAUUUUGACGAAGAUGACCAGGAAUGA